Molecule: messenger RNA, 4892 nt
Organism: Pogonomyrmex barbatus (red harvester ant)
Lineage: Eukaryota; Metazoa; Arthropoda; Insecta; Hymenoptera; Formicidae
Molecular function (GO): zinc ion binding; nucleic acid binding
Source: RefSeq, a predicted model, not a curated record
AUGUCAAUCUCUCCGAUCCAUCAUCCUCCAAUUUCCCACUCAAUCUGUGAUUCGUUUGCCUUAUCGCCGUCGUCUCUUCAAUCCAAUCCGAAGUUCCACUUCAGGUUCCUGAACACUAUCUUUUUUACGGGAAUGGAUUUUACAUUUUGUUUUUUUAGUUAUAAACGUAUCGAUGUAAUGUGCACAUUGCUGAACAUGUGCUUGCCGUUUGAAGUACGAUACCUCGGCACGUGCGUCGAGGAUAUCGGCAAGCGGGACUACAAUGAUCUACGUGACACGGAACACCAUGCAAACAGCGUCUCGGAGGUGGCUGAGUUGACGACUUCUAGCGUGACAGAUAAACGCACGCGAAGAAAAAUGGCUCUUUAUAUGGCACUGUUGCACUCGUGCAAUUAUGCCUGUGCGGUAAUCCUGUAUAAGAAUCUAUCGAACCUUGACCAUCAGGAGAUUACCAAUCUGUUAAAUGGGACCACUUUUAAUGUGGAUGACCAACCCCUAGAAGAAUUGCUGCUGCUGUAUACGAUGGCACUGAACCAUCCGGCCUUCACAUAUGAGCAAAAGAGUGUUUUUGGCAACAUAUUUCUCAAACUACAGGAAGAAGAGACUCGUCUGAACCUUUCAAAGAUGAAUUCUUCUUUUAAACCGACACAAAGCUGUACACCGUGCAUGAGUACAAACGAAAGAUUAAUGGAACCUGAGAUACCGAGUAGCUUAAUGCCACCACCACCAAUGCAAUCUUAUCAUGGUGAAAUGGGAAUGAGGAAUAAUGCUUUGGUCACUGGAGUACCUCCCGGUCUCACGAUACCUCCACCAGGAUUAUGUUUACCUGGUCCAGAGCAAAUGCCUAUGGGAUCUGGUGGUACUACGCAAUACGUUCAUCUAGGUUUCCCAUCCAUGAAUCAUAUGCCUCCUUGGACAGGUCAGGUUAUGAUGGGAAACCAGUUGAUGUAUCACGCCAGCGAUGUGUUGGCUUAUCCACCUUCCCCUUUAGUCAGUCGCCAAUCUUCGCCAUCCCAGUCACGAUCUCCUAGUCGCAGUAACUCGCCGAUGGGUCGCGGCAGGACUAAUGCUAACUCGCGCGCCUCAUCCUCGCAAUCUACUCAAUCUAUUUCAACCAGUCUCACAUCAUCGAACGCCUCCAAUAGCCAAACAAGCUCUGGCGUGAAUAGUACCAAUAACAACAACAAUAAUUCCCUACCGCCUCUGCCGACGCCCGGUGCAAGCAGAAGUCUUCCUAGUCAAUCACCGUUACUCCCAUCAUCGCGAUCUGUUCCUUUGUCUAACACGAGCUCUUCGACCUUCUCCCGCCAUAACAAUAUCGACAACACUUCGACGUCUAAUCUGAUCUCAGCAGCUCAAUCGAAGCAACCCCCACCUCCGCCACGACUUAGAUCCUCCAACUCUGGCGAUUCGCUUCGAGAAAGUCUAAAUAAGGAGGUGACGAGUUAUAAGGGCAAUUUGCAGAACUAUUCACGUGAUGAGGUUGCGUCUUCAGGGAUGGAAGGAUUAAGUGAUUCAAGUAGUAAUACAAGUGGGAAAUUGAUGCCAGUCCAAGAGCAACAUCCAACAAUGCAUCAUUAUCACAAUCACAUGACUCCUAAUGUUCGACGUUAUCCUGGCAUGCCAUCAAUAGAUCCCACGCAAAUACCAAUGUAUCCUGCACCACCACAAAUGUAUACAGCUCAGAACUCAUCAUGUUAUGCUUGUCUCACUGUACCAGUAGCUGGGAUGCAAAAUCGGUAUUCAAGAUGUAAUGCUCAGCAUGUGUAUUGCCUUGGACAACUACAAGCACUGCGACUCGAUUCUGAGAGUAGUCGGCAUUGUUCCCAAAGCAGUAGUUCCGAUAGCACCGGCAGUAGAUCGCCUCCCGAAACACCACCGGCAGCACCAUGGGUCAGUGGCAGCGGUGGUGACAGCAAUGUCGCGCCGCCUGUCACUGAUCAUAUGAGUUCCGCGCCGGUACAUUCGACGGCGACCGCACCGCCACACGUAUCGGCACCUCAACAGUCUCCAAUGCAAUCAUCGGUGCCACCGGAGAGCAGACAGCUUACUAGAAAAAAUUCGCAAACGCGUACGAUGCGACAGAAAAGUCAGGGAAUGCUAAACGGAGCCGGUAACGGGAACGGCGGACCGCCAAGUUUACCGCAUUGCGUUUCCUUCCCGGCACCGCCGACACAUUCACAGCUAACGUAUCUGCCGCCCGGUCAUUUCCCAGCUGCGUUACGGCCUAGCAGUGGUAUCUACUCCAACUUUUUGCACGGGCCAUCCGCACGACCAGCCUAUCAGCCAGCGUACCAACCGAAUGGCGAAAUCAUGUACACGAGUCCGUACACGGGUCAUCCCGCGUCCGGUAGCACUCCCCCUCCACCACCGCCACCGAAUGCAGCUGCUGCCACGCCAGUACAGGCAUCAUAUAUGCCGCCUACACCAGUGGUAACAUACGCGGCGGCAGUAAUUCCGCAAACAAAGAUCUCCUGUUAUAAUUGUGGCAGCAAUAGUCACCUCGCGGUAGACUGCAAAGAUCAAACGAUGGAAGAUCUAACGAAGAAAGCCCAAUAUCGACUGGAUUAUACGAUAAUGAAGCAGCCUGGGGAGUGUCCAAGUUCCGACAAGUGAUCCCCUGCUAUGGACCAUUCUGCUACCACUCGUCACACUUUUCACCGCCACUAUAAUCGCAACUAUUGCCAUCAUCGUCAUCACCAAUACCACCAUUGCUAUCAUCUCCAUCACCACCGUUACCACCAUCACCACCAUCACCACCAGCACAUCUGUUAUUGUAACCACCAGUAUGCCAAUGUAAAUCAAUCUAAGGACAAGAUGUUGCGAGAUGACAACCGCUACCGUUCCUCCUUUCACUUUUCGGUAAUUUUUCUAAAUGCUCUAUCCUACAGUCGAUAUGACGAUAACAAUAAUGAUGACGAUAACGAUGACGAUGACAAUGACGACAAUGCUAAUAUGAAUGCAAAUGUAAAUGUUAAUGAUGACGGUGACGAUAACAAUAAUGCUAAUGACGCCAAGUACGACAACGACAGCGACGAAAUUUUUCUAACGAAGGAUGUUUUGCGGUUUACAGUACAAGGUACACCUUUUGCAAGUUCUUAUGUAUGAUAGUGAUUACAAAGUGAUUAACUAUGUAAAAUAUGUAGUAGUAUUGUACAAAGGAAAAGCAAAAGCGAAGCGAGAAAUAAUUGGAAGAUCGCGCCAUGGAACACAAUGUCUGUCUGUGUUUCUUUUACUGCAGGACACAUUUCGAGAGAUUUUUGGGUUUAAAUAGUGACUCGUGUUUUUUCAACGACACUUAUUGGCUAUUUAUCGCUGUGACUCCUAUCUCGACAGUGCUCCUAUUUUCCCUCCUAUAUCUCAAAUUCUCUUAACGAAUAGCUAUAAGAGAAACGCAAGAAGAAACGCAUAAAAAAUGUAUUGUGCUCCAAACGGAAAAGGAAGCGAAAAUUAUAUGAAAUUCGACUAUAUUUAACAAUCGAUACUUUAACUUCUAAUCUAUUACGAGUCUACAUUAUUAUUAUUAAACUAUAACUAUUACUUCUACUAUCGCCGUUGCGCCACAUUUUUAUGUACAUAUAUUUUUCUUAAUUAUGUGCGCGAUGAACCGAUAAUGACAUGUGAAAAAGAAAAAGUGUGUAAUAUAUAUGAAAUAAUAUACAGUACGUAUAUGUGUGUGUGUUGCGUGCGCGCAUGUGUGUUUAUGUAUGUAUAUGCGAAGAAGAUAGAAUGCAAGAGGCAGGAAGAAAAAAAAAGAGGAGAAAAAGGAGAGAAGGAGGAACAUAGAGAAAAUAGCGAAGGAACAACAAACCAAAAGUGUUCGAUCAUCUAGCUGCCGUUGCGAUCCUAUGUGUGCUUGUCGCGUACGUGUGCAUACGUGAGUGAGUGUACGUACGCGCGUGUAUGUGUGUGUGUGUGAAUGCAUUUCUGGUAAAAUUGCGAAAUAUAUAUUAUAUGUAUAAUAUACAUGUGUAUAAUAUAUAUUCCGUAAUUAUACAUAUAUAUUUGCUGCUCACAAUUUGUUUCUUAUCUUAUAGAUAUGUAGUUAGAUGGCGAUUCUCAUAUUAUUUAUACACGAGUAGUCAUGCGAUUGCACGUGCAUUUGAACCGAUUUUAUACGACUUUUAUCGAUCGCCCAUGUAUUUGAGUAUGUAAUCAACGUUAAACUUUUUUACGCGUUUGGUUGCAGCAACGUUAAUGUGUUAAGCGUGGUUAACUAAAUCCUUUGUAUAUCCGUAUUUGUCUGUAUCAUAAAACUUAUUUAGAAUAGUGAUGUUAACAUCUUAAAAACUGCAAAUUUUUAAGAAACGUGUCUGACGCAGAUAUCAGGAUAUUUUCAAAUUGACUUACAAACAGCAAAAUAUAUAAGUAUAAUGUAUUUUAAAUCUUAUAAUUAUAGUUUUGUCAAUUUUUCCAUCCCUUUUUUAUUACUUAUGAUUAUCCGUUUGGCUUUAAACUAUCGAAAGCAUAGCAUAUAUUUGUAUAUAUUUUAAGAAAGACACCAAGUUUAAAAAUAUAUUUUUUAUUUAUUAUAUUUACUAUGUAAAUGUAGAUCUUGGUUUGUAUGUCAAAAAACAAAGUGGAUUAGUUAACCAAAGCUGUAACACUGUUGAUGCAAAGGACUCUUAGGGAGCAAGAACGCAGGGUAAAGCUGAAUAUGAGUGAAGUGGCAGCCCGCUAGCAAAAUUGCUAGUGCAUUUAAAAUGAUCAUUCGGAUUUUCAUCAGCGAAUGCGAAACAGCUCGAACCCUUUGUACAUGGACGAACCUUUACGGUUGAAUCUUAUAAGGACAAAAAACUCACAGAAUCAUAUAUUUUCUUGUACAAACGGUCGUAAUACGCAAAAGUGAUUUUUGAUUAAAGAAAACGUAAAAUAAAGAUGAUAGAUAGCAA